CAUCAUGUUGAUCUAGGUGGAGUACAUCACAAGCAGGCGACCGAGCAAGGAAUCUAUCAGCAAGACAUCGAUCGCUUUGAUCAGAGUUUGCAGCGAUACAGCGGAGCAGGAAAUGGGGUCCUAUUGCCUCUUUUUGACGCAGAUGAGGCGGCUGCAGAGGAAGCCCUUAGUCGAUAUUUGGAAGUAGACGAGAUUUCAGUGGUUUGCAAUGCUCAGAAAAACGGACGAGAUCAUCAAGUAGAAGCUGCAAGAGGACGAGCAACAGGUCUAGCACCAAGCCGUUUGCGCCACGAACCGCAGCCCAGACGUCCUCCUGCUGCACAAAGCUCUAGUACCACGACUCCCGAGGCUCCUGCGAUGCCGUACACAAGUAUGUUGAAGCCACCACAACAACAGAAGUCUUCCUUGUUAUCGAUGCCUCAGACCACAGCAGAUCCACAUCCUUGUAGUACAUCCCGAUCCCCAGCUCCGUCUUCAGUACCGACAACUCAUCUGCCUCAUUGUUGCAGCGACGAUCUAUCCACAACCGCAUGUUCAAUUAAGGGUUGAAACAUUUCAUAUUUGUACGCAUGAUUUGGCACAUUUCAAGAAGAAACGUGUCAAAUAUGUAGGGCAAGUAUGAACUGUUUCAACCUUAAACUCAAGCCAGC
This is a messenger RNA of Amoebophrya sp. A25, 650 nucleotides long. NCBI's taxonomy places the organism in Eukaryota, Dinophyceae, Syndiniales, Amoebophryaceae. The record is from the annotation of a GenBank genome assembly.